Parastagonospora nodorum SN15 is the source of this 3317-nucleotide messenger RNA. RefSeq lists its product as hypothetical. Gene Ontology annotation, molecular function: ATP hydrolysis activity; ATP binding; P-type proton-exporting transporter activity. NCBI's taxonomy places the organism in Eukaryota, Fungi, Ascomycota, Dothideomycetes, Pleosporales, Phaeosphaeriaceae. The record is from RefSeq and is a predicted model, not a curated record. The transcript is spliced from 5 exons. Gene Ontology annotation, biological process: regulation of intracellular pH; proton export across plasma membrane. Bases 153 to 3134 code for a protein of 993 amino acids. Gene Ontology annotation, cellular component: plasma membrane.
ACACGAUACCUACGCUGAGCUCGCUCGACCUUCGACAAUACACCCAACCACCUUCCACCCGCCCGGUCGCGUGGAGCCUUCUCUGUGCAUGAGAAUAUCGACCUAGUCGUCACCACUGUCGUCGACCCUUAAUACCCAGCAUUCUUUCCAGCAUGGCGCCCAACGACGAUGUUGAGCGGCCUCGCGCCAGCUCUGCUGCUGAGCGGCAGAAGUCCAUUGUCUCCAUGACCGAGUUCGAGGGCAUGGACGAGUACACGGCGCUUCAAAAGUACAUCCUCUUCUACCGCGACACGCGCACCAACCCGCACGCCGAGAAGACCGUCAAGAAGAAGGCCUGGUGGCAGUUCUGGAAAUCAGGCUCCGCCACGGCCGCCACACCCAUUGAGGACUCCGGUGCCGUCCCCGACGAGCUGGUCAACACCCAGCUUCGCUCCGGUCUCACUUCGCAAGACGUCGAAACCCGUCGCAAGCGUUAUGGCUACAACGAGAUCUCGUCUGAGAAGACGAACCUCCUCAAGCAGUUUCUCGGUUACUUCACUGGUCCCAUUCUCUACGUCAUGGAGCUCGCUGCUCUUCUCGCUGCCGGUCUCCAGGAUUGGGUAGACUUCGGUGUCAUUUGCGGUAUCCUGUUGCUCAACGCCAUUGUCGGUUGGUACCAGGAGAAAGGUGACAUUGCCAUGAAGGCAAUCGUCGUCCGUGACAACCAGCAACAGACCAUUCUCGCCCGUGAGCUCGUCCCCGGUGACAUUGUCGUCGUCGAGGAGGGUGCUUCCGUUCCCGGUGAUGUCCGUCUUAUCUGCGACUACGACCACCCCGAGGACUUCGAACUGUACAUGAAGCUCAAGGAAGAGGACAAGUUCCAUGAUGCCGACCCUGAUGAUGAGAAAGACGAGGACGUUGACGAGGAGAAGUUCGACGAGGAGAACCCCAUUACCCAGGGCCACGCUCUUGUUGCUUGCGAUCAGUCUUCCAUCACCGGUGAAUCCCUCGCUGUCGAGAAGUACAUGGGAGAAAUCGCCUACUACACCACUGGUUGCAAGCGCGGCAAGGCCUACGGUAUUGUCAUUGCCACUGCUAAGCACUCUUUCGUCGGUCGCACUGCUUCCCUUGUCCAGGGCGCCCAGGACCAGGGUCACUUCAAGGCUAUCAUGAACUCUAUCGGUACGGCGCUCCUCGUCUUGGUCAUGUUCUUCAUCCUCUUGGCCUGGAUCGGUGGUUUCUUCCGUCACAUUCCCAUCUCCGUCGCUCGUGAGGGUACCGACAAGUCCGUCACCCUUCUCCACUACGCUUUGAUCAUGUUCAUCGUCGGUGUCCCAGUCGGUCUUCCCGUCGUCACCACCACCACCCUCGCUGUCGGUGCUGCCUACCUCGCUGAGCAGAAGGCUAUUGUCCAGAAGCUCACCGCCAUUGAGUCCCUUGCCGGUGUCGACGUUCUCUGCUCUGACAAGACCGGUACCCUCACUGCCAACCAGCUGUCUCUUCGUGAGCCUUACGUCGCUGAGGGCCAGGAUGUCAACUGGAUGAUGGCUGUUGCCGCUCUUGCGUCUUCCCACAACCUCAAGUCCCUCGACCCCAUCGACAAGGUUACCAUCCUUACCAUUCGCCGCUACCCCAAGGCUCGUGAGAUCCUCAACAUGGGCUGGAAGACCGAGAAGUUCACCCCCUUCGACCCUGUCUCCAAGCGUAUCACUGCCAUCUGCCACAUGGGUGGUGACAAGUACGUCUGCGCCAAGGGUGCCCCCAAGGCCAUUGUCAACCUUGCCAACUGCGAUGAGGAGACUGCUCGCCUCUACAAGGAGAAGGCUGCUGAGUUCGCUCGCCGUGGUUUCCGUUCGCUCGGUGUCGCCUACCAGAAGAACGACGGUGACUGGAUCCUCCUUGGUCUCAUGUCCAUGUUCGACCCUCCCCGUGAGGAUACCGCUCAGACGAUUGUUGAGGCUCAGCAGCUCGGUGUUCCCGUCAAGAUGUUGACUGGUGACGCUAUUGCCAUUGCCAAGGAGACCUGCAAGAUGCUUGCUCUCGGAACCAAGGUCUACAACUCCACCAAGCUCAUUCACGGCGGUCUCACCGGUACUACCCAGCACGACCUUGUCGAGCGCGCCGACGGUUUCGCCGAAGUCUUCCCCGAACACAAGUACCAGGUCGUAGAGAUGUUGCAGCAGCGUGGUCACUUGACUGCCAUGACCGGAGACGGUGUCAAUGACGCCCCUUCGCUCAAGAAGUCUGACUGUGGUAUUGCUGUCGAGGGUUCCACCGAGGCUGCUCAGGCCGCCGCUGAUAUCGUCUUCCUUGCCCCUGGUCUGUCUACGAUCGUCUUGGCCAUCAAGACUGCCCGCCAGAUUUUCCAGCGUAUGAAGGCCUACAUCCAGUACCGUAUCGCCCUCUGCUUGCACUUGGAAGUCUACCUCGUCACCUCCAUGAUCAUCCUCAACGAGACCAUCCGCGCCGAGCUUAUUGUCUUCCUCGCCCUGUUCGCUGAUUUGGCUACCGUUGCCGUUGCCUACGACAACGCCCACUCUGAGCCCCGCCCUGUCGAGUGGCAAUUGCCCAAGAUCUGGCUGAUUUCCGUCAUCCUUGGUCUCUUGCUCGCUCUCGCUACAUGGGUCAUCCGCGGAACUCUGUUCCUUCCCAACGGUGGUAUCAUUGUCAACUUCGGUGCUAUCCAGCCCAUCCUGUUCCUCGAGGUUGCUCUCACUGAGAACUGGUUGAUCUUCGUUACCCGUGGUGGAAAGACUUUCCCCUCCUUCCAGCUUGUCGGUGCCAUUCUCGGUGUCGAUGCUCUCGCUACCAUCUUCACCCUCUUUGGCUGGAUGUCAGGUCACCCUUACCAGACCAACCCCCCUACCAUCAACAGCAAGUUCCGUGAUGACGGCUGGGUCGACAUUGUCACCGUUGUCCUCAUCUGGGCUUACUCCAUUGGUGUGACCAUCAUCAUUGCCAUCGUCUACUACCUGCUCAACGCCAUCCCAUGGCUCGACACCCUCGGCCGCAAGGACCGCCACAGGAAGAACCCUCACAUCGAGAACAUGAUCUCUGCUCUUAGCAAGCUGUCUCUCGAGCACGGAACUGACAAGAACGGCACCACCCGCUACGUCCUUGCUCCCCGCGCUGUUGAGGAGGAGGAGGAUGAUUAGAUGUGUGCGCCUUACGAUAGCGAUGUGUAGUUGGAUACGUAUGACGGUAUAGGGUUUCGCGAGCCCACCGACUCUUGUCACUAUUGCAAGAGUCUAAUUUCUAAUCGCUGUCUUUACUAGUCUUCGAUGUAUACCAAGAAGCAUAAUUUCAUUACUGUAACUGAAUCCAAUUGUCAAGAUGUU